Molecule: messenger RNA, 1227 nt
Organism: Effrenium voratum
Lineage: Eukaryota; Dinophyceae; Suessiales; Symbiodiniaceae
Source: the annotation of a GenBank genome assembly
CUUAAAUCAUUUUACCGCCAUUGGGAGCCAUGGCUUUGGACGACGCCGGCCCUGGCGUCACCGACGAAAGUGAUACAGACAGAACGUGCCGCUACUGCCUGGGCGGGGAGGAGGGAGGCUUCAUCGACCCCUGCGCCUGCAGCGGCGGGCAGCGAUGGGUGCACUUGGAGUGUCUGAGGCGGUGGCAACGAUCCAUCCUGGUGACGCAACCAACCCAUCCUGAUCUUUUCGCGGAGGAUCGGCGCAUGACGCAUUGCACCGUGUGCCUCCAACGCUUCUCCUGUCCGCUACCCUCACGGCAUGAGAUGAUGCUCCAAUUCACUGGCGAGGAGUUGGCAAGCUUGGUGCGAUGCCAGAGCCUCAUUUGCUCCUCCAGGCAGUGGUCUGAGACGCUGCAGCAGAGUUUGCAAAGUAGCCGACGGAGCAUGUCCAACUUUGUGCAUUGGUGCCGGAGCGCUUACUUGAUCAUUUACUGCGGGCCCAAGCAACUGGCCCUGAGCAUCCCGGACGAAGCGAACCGGGAGGCUGUGCUGGAAAACUUGGAUGGACUUGGGCAGCUGGAGGUCCAAGGCAAGCGGUAUCGGAUGCUCCGGGAGGGUCCCUUGGCGCGUUUGAGCGCCGCCGAUGCCUCGAACGCCUCGGUGCUGCACGGGACCUUGGAGCAACUGACGCUGCCGGCGGAGGUGAUCUUGCAGUGCGCGGAGGAAUGCGAUGCCAGUGAUGACAGCAUUCGGGCCAUCAACCUGUGCAACCCCAUCUCGGAGGAUGACUUGAGCUCCGAAGCGCAACGAGUGGUGCGGAGCCGUGGCACUGGCACCCCGCUGCGGCACUUCCUGGGGGGCCCUUGCGCUCCUGCUCAGCCCACCAUCCUGCUGCCCGCCGCAGCUGCUGCAGGUUGUGGUCUCCGGACCCUGGAGCAGCUGGGUGUGGCAUUGGCCACAGACUUCGCGCCGCUGGCGCUAGAGGACCCUCCCAGCAAGCGCCGACGCCUCGAGGCGGGCGACGCGGCUGAGGCUGAGGGACAGGCGCUGGUCUUCUGGGGGGAAGCGCGGUGGCAGCGCACGCAGCUCUUGGGCGAGCUGGCGCGGGGCGACUGGGGCCUUUGCGCUGCGGUCCCCGAAGACCUCGUGGGCGGCAAGCAGAUUUGGCACCAGCUCUUGGCAGAGGGCAGGCCCGUCUACGCCCCACACAGUGAGAUGACGCGACAAGCCCCAGCGGCCUGAGCAC